AUGCAUGACCUCACAGGCAAAGUCGCACUCUUCACCGGACUCGGACAAAGUCCAGGCCAGGGAUGGGGCAUUGGAGCAGCAACAGCAAUUCUGAUGGCUCAGCAAGGAGCCAAAAUCUUCGGUGGAAAUCGCACUCUGGCUUCGACGACUACGACACAAGACGCCAUCAACGCAGCCGGGGGCGUUUGCGAUAUUGUUGAGUCUGACGUUACGGACGCGGAUUCGGUGAAAGCACUGGUGGACGCAUGCGUGGCAAAGCACGGAAGAAUCGAUAUCCUGGUGAACAAUGUAGGAAGAUCAGAGCCGGGCUGCCCUGCGACCAUGUCGCCUGGGACGUGGGACGCACAGGUGGACAUCAACCUCAAGAGUGUCUAUCUGCUAUGCCACUACGUGUUGCCUAUCAUGGAAAAGCAGGGCAGUGGCGCGAUCGUAAGCAUCUCGAGUAUCGCUGGCAUGCGUUACAUCGGCAAACCUCAGAUCGGCUAUUCGGCCACAAAAGCCGCGAUCAUGCAGUUCAUGAAGGCCACGGCAGUAAUAUACGCUGCAAAGGGCGUACGGUUGAACACUGUUGUGCCUGGAUUGAUGGAGACUCCCUACACGCAAGGCUUACUCUCGCGAUUUGGCAAAGAUGGCGACUACGAGAGCUACAAGCAGAUGCGGCAUGCGCAGGUACCCACGGGCAGAAUGGGAGACGCUUGGGAUGUGGCUAAUGCGGUCUUGUUCCUGGUCUCGCAUGAGUCAAAAUAUAUCACUGGACAGAAGAUCGUUGUUGAUGGCGGUAUCACGUCUUCUACGGGGCGUGCGUAA
Molecule: messenger RNA, 807 nt
Organism: Aureobasidium subglaciale EXF-2481
Lineage: Eukaryota; Fungi; Ascomycota; Dothideomycetes; Dothideales; Saccotheciaceae
Exons: 1
Coding region: 1-807 (268 amino acids)
Molecular function (GO): oxidoreductase activity, acting on the CH-OH group of donors, NAD or NADP as acceptor
Source: RefSeq, a predicted model, not a curated record